AUGAACGGUAUUUUUGCUAUUGAGAAACCAAGCGGAAUCACUUCUAAUCAAUUUAUGAUGAAAGUGCAACGGUUGCUCAAUAACAGUCAAGUAUUCUCCAGGGAGAUUGCUAGAGCAACUGCAGAAAGAAUACAACAAUAUCAACAACAGACUGGUAAGAAAGCAAGUAAAAGAAAGCUGAGAAAGGUCUCGAAGGUGAAGAUGGGCCAUGGUGGUACCUUGGAUCCAUUGGCAUCUGGUGUACUUGUUAUUGGUAUUGGUUCAGGUACAAAGCAACUAUCAAAUUAUCUAGGAGGAACAGUUAAAGUAUAUGAAAGUGAGGCACUAUUUGGUGUUUCUACAACCUCAGGUGAUGUAGAAGGUGAAAUUCUAGCUGAGAAUUCUGUAAAGCACUUAAAUAAAGAGGACCUAUUAGGUUUGAAAGAGAAAUUCGAAGGUUCUUUGAAGCAAACUCCUCCAAUUUUUGCUGCAUUAAAAAUGGACGGGAAACCGUUACACCAAUAUGCUAGAGAAGGGAUACCUUUACCAAGAGCAAUCGAACCCAGACAGGUGACAAUUUAUGACAUGACGUUUUUCCCAGAUUGUUUAACAACGGAACAUAGCUAUCCACUAUUGAGACCUCCAACUGCUGAUGCCAAAGAAACCAUUAACCUAUUAAAUGCGAAUCUAAAAGAAGAUAAACUAUAUUUUUCAAAAGAAUAUUGUGACAAACAAGGAUGGGAUACUCAAGAUGCUAGGGUCGAGGAACCUCUACCGCUAACAGAUGAGGAACUGAAAAUAAUCGAAGAACAAGCUGAUACCUACCGUGCUCCUUUGUUACAUUUUAGGGCAAAGGUAUCUUCGGGUACAUACAUUCGCUCCUUGAUUAGCGAUAUCGGUAAAGCUAUGAGAAGUUCUUCUUAUAUGGUUAAACUGAUCCGUCUACAACAAGAGAAAUGGUCACUUGAAGAAGGUAACGUAUUUAAAUUUGAAGAUUUCAACGAAAGGGAUGAGAAAGUAUGGAGCAAAGUUUUACAAAAAGUCAUCGACCUAGGACCUGAGGUUAAGAUUGUUGACGAAAUAGCACAAGCACAAGCUGCGUUUGACUUAGAGAAGAAAUCUAAUGAAGACUCGUACACCAAUGAUGUUACGGAAUCUAUUGAAACCGCCAAAGAAGGAGGAAGAAAGGAAACUGAAGAAGGAGAAAGCAAGGAAACCGAAGAGGCACAAAACUCUAAAAAGAGAUCUGUAGACGAAUUAUAA
This is a messenger RNA of Maudiozyma barnettii, 1242 nucleotides long. RefSeq names its product pseudouridine synthase PUS4 (gene PUS4). Gene Ontology annotation, cellular component: mitochondrion. Gene Ontology annotation, biological process: tRNA modification; mRNA pseudouridine synthesis. Gene Ontology annotation, molecular function: RNA binding; pseudouridine synthase activity. The transcript has a single exon. NCBI's taxonomy places the organism in Eukaryota, Fungi, Ascomycota, Saccharomycetes, Saccharomycetales, Saccharomycetaceae. The coding region runs from base 1 to 1242 and encodes 413 amino acids. The record is from RefSeq and is a predicted model, not a curated record.